Molecule: messenger RNA, 2612 nt
Organism: Oryza brachyantha (malo sina)
Lineage: Eukaryota; Viridiplantae; Streptophyta; Magnoliopsida; Poales; Poaceae
Product: serine/threonine protein phosphatase 2A 57 kDa regulatory subunit B' theta isoform-like
Exons: 5
Coding region: 635-2188 (517 amino acids)
Biological process (GO): signal transduction
Cellular component (GO): protein phosphatase type 2A complex
Molecular function (GO): protein phosphatase regulator activity
Source: RefSeq, a predicted model, not a curated record
GGUCUCUCUCCCUCUCUCUCUCUCUCUCUCCUCGCCUCUUCUCUGCUCGUGCGACCGCUUCACGCCGCCGGCCGCCCAACCACCGCUCCGACCGACGAGCCCGUCGCCGCCGCCGCCGCCGAGGAUCACGGUCUUCGCAGGGUUUCCUCGGUGGAAGCUGCGGCAGUGCGCGCACUCGUGCGCUCGCUGUUCGUCGCCGGUUCUGCGCUGCUGGAUUUUGGUGGGUGGAGGCUGAUUUUGCUCUGAGCGCCGCCUAUCCGCCUAGCACCGCCGCCGCCGCAUGAGGAAGUAUCUGCCAAGUGCACGGCUCCCGUCGCUGAGCUGCCGUCGCCUCCAGGUCUCCGCCGGGCACCGCCGACUAGGUGGAUUGGCGUAAUUUUCUUCUUCAGUGAUCCUAUCAUCUUAGGGUGAUUUGUUGUUUUUCCCUGCCAGUCCGAUUCAAGCAGGUCAGAGUGGCUCGAUUUGGUGCACUAUCUCUGCAAAAAAGCUUCGGAUGCGAGAUCCUUGUUAAAUUGCAAUGGACUUAGGGUUUACUGUUCAGUGAUACCACUUGCCACAUUGAAGUCAGGAGAAAAGCUGUUUCAAAAGCUCCUCAGAGCUACUGCUGGGUGGUUUAACUAAGCUGGGUGAUAGCAUGAUCAAGCAAAUCCUUGGGCGGUUUCCGAAGAAGCCAUCCAAAUCCGGGGACAAGGACCCUACUGGCAGGCCAAGCUCCUCAGUGCCAAAUCCACCAUUGGGUCCAAGAGGUGCAGAAAGGUCCUCCAACUUGAGUAGCCAGCCACCAGUUAUCUCAAGCUCUGGGCUUAGUUAUGGAAGUGGUAUGCAUGUUGGUAAUACAAACUCAAAGUUGAAUGGAAAGCUGGUACAACCGACUGUUGAGUUGCUGCCAAGCUUUAAGGAUGUGCCCAACACAGAGAAGAAUAACCUGUUUGUCAAAAAACUUAACUUGUGUUGCGCUACAUUUGACUUUACAGAUCCGACAAAGAGUGUAAAGGAGAAGGAAAUAAAGAGGCAAACUUUGUUGGAACUCGUUGACUAUAUUGCCUCAGCCAAUGGAAAGUUUCCGGAGUUAACUAUGCAAGAGCUCACAAGGAUGGUUUCUGUAAACUUGUUCAGGACACUGACUACCCCGCCCAGAGAGAGUAAGAUUGAAGCCUUUGAUUUGGAUGAGGAGGAGCCUGUGAUGGAUCCUGCAUGGUCACACUUGCAGAUUGUUUAUGAGCUGUUCUUGAGGUUCAUUCAGUCUCCAGAGACUGAUGCCAAGUUGGCCAAAAGAUACAUCGAUCAUUCAUUUGUCCUGAGAUUACUUGACCUCUUUGACUCAGAGGACCCUAGGGAGAGGGAGUACCUCAAGAUGAUACUUCACCGGGUCUACGGAAAGUUCAUGGUUCAUCGGCCAUUUAUAAGGAAAGCAAUCAACAAUAUCUUUUAUCAGUUCAUCUACGAAACUGAAAAACACAAUGGGAUUGCAGAGCUGUUGGAAAUUUUAGGAAGUAUCAUCAAUGGGUUUGCGUUGCCACUUAAGGAGGAGCAUAAAUUGUUCCUUGUCCGAGCCCUGAUUCCACUUCACAAGCCAAAGUGCAUCUCAAUGUACCAUCAACAGUUGUCUUACAGCAUUACACAGUUUGUUGAAAAAGAUUGCAAGCUUGCAGACACUGUUAUCAGGGGCCUAUUGAAAUAUUGGCCGAUCACAAACAGCUCCAAGGAGGUCUUGUUUUUGGGAGAGUUGGAAGAGAUAUUAGAGGCUACACAGCCUGCAGAGUUUCAGAAAUGCAUGGUUCCUCUUUUCCGUCAGAUUGCACAUUGCCUAAACAGUUCUCAUUUUCAGGUUGCUGAGAGAGCAUUGUUUUUGUGGAACAAUGAUCAUAUUGAGAAUCUGAUCAAACAAAAUAGUAGGGUGAUAUUACCCAUCAUUUUCCCUGCACUGGAGAGAAAUGCUAAUGGACACUGGAACCAAGCUGUGCAAAGCCUCACGCUUAAUGUUCGGAAAUUGUUCUCCGAUCAUGAUGCUGGACUAUACGAUGAGUGUCAGCGGAAAUAUGAGGAGGACAAAACCAAAGAGAAGGAAAUGAAAUUGAAGCAACAAGUUGCAUGGAAACGUCUGGAAGAGAUGGCAUCAGCAAAAGCAACGAGUGGAGCAGCUGUGCUUGUCUCAAGAACCUUACCUCGCCAAUCUUCAGGUGUCUAGCAAAUUAUCAGUGGUCCUUGGAGAUUCAUGGAACAUUGUACAGGAUUGAACUGUACAUACAAGGUAUAUCAAGGCGCGCAAAUUGAUGGAAGAUUCGAGAAGCCAGUUGGGUUAUGCACAGAGUACCAGCAUCACCUCUCAAUCCUGAGUCUUUGCUUUUGGCAUGCUGAGAUCCGCAGUUAAUUGCUUUAUCAUUUAAACCUUGUCCGAAGUUGGUUGUGAUUUGUUUUCAGCUGGUGCUGCAACCUUCCCAUUGGUGUUUGUUUCCGAAGCAAAUGGUUGUUGGCAGAUUGGUGGUCAGUAGAUAGAAGUUAGUUAGACCUUCAAAAUGAGUCGUCGCUAUUCUCCAAGUUGGCAUUGGCCUUCAUGGUUGUAAAGGGAAACUUUUUUUUUUCUUGAGUACAAUAUGGACAAAUUUCGCUCA